GUUCCAAACCGCGACGCUACUGCAUGCGUGCAGCCUAUACUUAGUGGACCGCCACUUCUCCGGCCAUCCAGCUUCUCUGCCCAGCUGCGUUCCCACGUUGUUACAUGGCAUCUGCGAUCAUGUGUUUUGGAAGGAAACCUGUAGACCCCAAGUCCCGGAAGAAUGAGGACAUCGAAAAGAACCUGCGCCUGGACAGGAAGAAGGCGGAGCGCGAGGUGAAGCUCUUGCUGCUCGGUGCUGGUGAGAGUGGAAAGUCGACGGUGCUGAAGCAGAUGCGCAUCAUCAACGCCGGCGGAUUUGGAAAGCACGAGCGCCAGACAUGGCGAGCGACCAUCUUCAACAACCUGGUGUCGGCCUUCCAGACCAUCUACGCAGCGAUGCAGGAGGACGACACCGACUUCGAGGACGAGGAGUGCAUUCGUUACUCUGAAAUGGUCAACACAGCACCAGAUAUCGGCACCGAGGAGCCCAUGCCCGAGGACUACCUCCACGCCUUCAACGCCCUCUGGGCCGACAAGGGUGUGCAACUGACCAUCCUGAAGGGCAACCAGUAUGCGCUGCACGACAACCUGAGCUACUUUUUCCAGGAUAUCGACCGACUGUUCAUGAAAGAUUUCCUCCCCACCGACCAGGACAUUCUGCGCACGCGACUGCGAACAACUGGUAUCUCCGAGACUAUUUUCGAGCUGGGCAAUCUCACCUACAAGAUGGUCGAUGUUGGAGGUCAACGAUCAGAGCGUAAGAAGUGGAUCCAUGUCUUUGACAAUGUACAAGUUGUACUCUUCUUGGUAGCCAUCAGCGGUUACGAUCACGUUUUGGUGGAAGACAGGAAUGGGAAUCAAAUGCACGAGGCGUUGAUGCUCUUCGAGUCGAUAUCAAACUCCAAGUACUUUGAGAAGUCGGCUCUCAUCCUCUUCCUCAACAAGAUUGAUUUGUUCCGCGAGAAGAUUGCGGGUGGCAUGAGCCCCAUCAACAAGGUCUUCCCAGAUUAUACCGGAGGACCCAAUGACAUCGACGCUGGACAGGAGUUCUUCGCUAACAAGUUCCGCAACCUCGUACGACAACCGAAGAAGGAGGUCUACGUCCACUACACCAACGCGACCGACACGGAUUUGCUGAAGAAGACGAUGGCCUCUGUUCAGGACAUGAUCGUCCAGCGCAACCUGAAUGCUUUAAUACUCUGAUUCGGCGAAGCAAAACUCCCUUUCCCGACAGGCCCGGUUGUGGCGGACCAGCUUCAGCUGCAGCUUUACCUAGGCACGGCCGAGCCCCGCCAUACCA
Messenger RNA from Boeremia exigua, 1281 nucleotides. RefSeq names its product guanine nucleotide-binding protein subunit alpha. The transcript has 5 exons. Gene Ontology annotation, cellular component: heterotrimeric G-protein complex. Bases 105 to 1184 code for a protein of 359 amino acids. Gene Ontology annotation, biological process: G protein-coupled receptor signaling pathway. Gene Ontology annotation, molecular function: G protein-coupled receptor binding; GTPase activity; GTP binding. NCBI's taxonomy places the organism in Eukaryota, Fungi, Ascomycota, Dothideomycetes, Pleosporales, Didymellaceae. The record is from RefSeq and is a predicted model, not a curated record.